UCUUCCAUGUUUCACGAGUCCCUUACGACCAAAACCCAAUUCCCGGCGCGAACCACGGUUGUAUUUCGUUCAAUUUGGGUAUGAGAGAUGGUGGAUCUGCCAAGGUCAUCCCACAUAGCUGUCAUGAUCGCUCCCGAAAAGCUAGGAUCAAAUCUUCUGGUGGCUUGUGGUUUGUGAGCACUAUACGGGGUCAAGUCAUUUCGAAUGUGAUCAGAAAACGGUUGGUAUAAAGAUUAGGGGGGCGUUGCCUUUCAGAGUAUUCAUUUCUUCUUUUCCCAUCCUCGCCAUCCAGAAUUAUUAUCUCUCACCAUCACCCAUAACACUACAAACCUCACGGUCAAGAUGUUUUCCAACUCACUCCUCCUGCUAUGUCUGCCUGUCCUGACGUUGGCGCAUUUUGAACUGAACUUCCCACCAUCACGUGGAAGCAACGAUGAGAACCAGGCAACCUUCCCUUGUGGUGGCUAUUCACAGACCCAGAACCGCACGCGUGUCUCGUCGACCGAAGUGCCCGUGUCUGUGAAGCUAGGACAUACUGAGAACCUAUUCCAAAUUCUGUUGGCAAUUGGCGACGACGUGGGAAGCUCAUUCAACUAUGAACUCCUCCCGACCAUUCGCGAAAUGGGUCCUGGCGAUUUUUGUCUUUCGAGCAUUCCUGUUCCCAGCAACCUGAACAUUACCGACGGCACCAAUGCCACCAUCCAAGUCAUUACAAACAGUCAUGACGGGAGUGGUCUUUACAACUGUGCAGACAUCACAUUCACAACGACAAACCCAGAGACACCGUCGUCGUGCACGAACGGGACUGGAAUCAGUGCCACGCCUCUCUCAGGGAGCAGUUAUACUUUUGCCAACGAGUCAAGUAGCCACGGAGAUGGACACGGGUCAAGCAGCACGUCUGGAACCGCGUCCGGGACAGCAAGCAGCUCUGCAAGUGCCACUGCUGCUACGUCUUCGGGGUCUGGUCAAGGAAAUGGUGCUCCCAUGAUGAGUGUCGGAUGGGGUAUUUUGGGAGCUGCAGCUUUGGCUGGUGUUGUCAUGUUGUAGACAAAGUCAGAAUGAUGGAGUAGCAACUUUUGAAUGAAACAGCGGAAAGGUAGAUACGACUAGAAAUGUGUAUGGCUUGUCAUAUGACGUGAUGUGAUGAGACGAGACGGGCUUUUUUAGAUGGACACUUGUAUGGUAGUGUAAAGUCCAACAUUGGCCAUGCCUUCGUCUGUACUGAAACACUCUUUCAUUACAAUCUUCCCAAAUCCAAUGAUCCAUAACACAACAGGAACACAACUGCC
Messenger RNA from Exophiala oligosperma, 1289 nucleotides. RefSeq lists its product as uncharacterized. NCBI's taxonomy places the organism in Eukaryota, Fungi, Ascomycota, Eurotiomycetes, Chaetothyriales, Herpotrichiellaceae. The record is from RefSeq and is a predicted model, not a curated record. Bases 343 to 1047 code for a protein of 234 amino acids. The transcript is spliced from 2 exons.